This is a messenger RNA of Acipenser ruthenus (sterlet), 1080 nucleotides long. RefSeq names its product protein S100-B-like. Gene Ontology annotation, molecular function: RAGE receptor binding; S100 protein binding. Gene Ontology annotation, cellular component: cytoplasm; nucleus. The record is from RefSeq and is a predicted model, not a curated record. Lineage: Eukaryota; Metazoa; Chordata; Actinopteri; Acipenseriformes; Acipenseridae. Bases 179 to 466 code for a protein of 95 amino acids. The transcript has 3 exons. Gene Ontology annotation, biological process: positive regulation of cell population proliferation; positive regulation of canonical NF-kappaB signal transduction.
AGCUCUCCUCAUCUCCAGCUUCUCAUUGGCCAGGCCAGGCUGCAGUGAGGCUGCAACACAGUCAGUAGGGGACCUCUCCACUCCCUCAGCUAUAAAAAGGCAAUGUCCAGUUCUGUGUGCUUCAUUCCCUGCAGACUUCAAACCCAGCCACAGUGAGAUUUGGGACCCUGCGUUGAAAAUGUCUGACUUAGAGAACUCCAUGGUAGCCAUCAUAGAUGUGUUUCACAAGUAUUCGGGAAAGGAGGGAGACAAGCACAAGCUGAAGAAGAGUGAACUGAAGGAUCUGAUCAACAACGAGUUAGCAAGCUUUCUAGGGCAAAUCAAAGACCAGGCGACGAUGGACAGUUUAAUGGAGAGCCUGGACACUGACACUGACUCAGAAUGUGACUUUCAGGAGUUCAUGACCUUCAUCGCCAUGGUGACCAUCGGCUGCCAUGAGUUCUUUGAGCAACAUGAAGACGAGUAACAAAUCUACCCACCGUGUGUAUAUCUAUAUAUAUCUAUAUAUAUAUAUAUAUAUAUAUAUAUAUAUAUAUAUAUAUAUAUAUAUAUAUCAUUCUAGUUAAAAUGCACUGCAGACUUGUAACCCUUUCACCUGCCUUAACCUGUAUAGGCUACAAACCUGUUGAUGAUGGUUAAUAGAUGGCAAUGCCUUUGGAACUGGUUUGAACCAUGGCUUGCUGGUGCUGUUAUGCUUUAAAAUUGUUGUUUUUAAUUUCUGUGGUGUUUACAGCGACAUAAUGUCUUAAAAUCUUUCCAGUUUGCGAUCAAUAAGCAAAAAAUAAAUUUAAAAAAUCAAACCCUGUAGGGAUUGGACUGUACAUAUUUCUAAAUCUUUAACAAAUGCAGUCCUUCUAAAAAAGAAACAUUUGUAUGAAAAGCCAGGCCAUCACACAUAGCUGACGUGACAUGUGAUAUUUAUGAAUGCUUUGGAGUUGGUGUUGGGAAAGUUUAAAAAUGCUAUUUUCCCCUGCCUUUAAGUCACGUGUAGAAUUAGUGAGACUCUUCUUUAAUCUGAUGGUUUAUUUUCUAAUGUUGCUGACCGCCUUUGCCAAUAAAUAGAAACCUUUUUUUUGUUGA